Messenger RNA from Penicillium vulpinum, 1683 nucleotides. RefSeq names its product serine/threonine-protein kinase. Bases 1 to 1683 code for a protein of 560 amino acids. The transcript has 7 exons. The record is from RefSeq and is a predicted model, not a curated record. Gene Ontology annotation, molecular function: protein serine/threonine kinase activity; ATP binding. Lineage: Eukaryota; Fungi; Ascomycota; Eurotiomycetes; Eurotiales; Aspergillaceae. Gene Ontology annotation, biological process: peptidyl-serine phosphorylation; intracellular signal transduction.
AUGGGAAACACUCAAGGGAAACAGGUGUCUUGCAACGAUGCAGUCAACCUCAAUCAUUUCCGGCUCCUGCGCGUCGUUGGAAAGGGCGCAUUUGGAAAAGUACGGAUCGUCGAAAGAAAGGACACAGGACUUACAUUCGCCCUAAAAUAUAUUCGCAAAGAGGAAGUGGUCCGUUCGGAAAGCGUACGGAAUAUAAUUCGUGAACGGAGAAUGCUCGAGCACUUGAACCAUCCAUUCCUUUGCAAUUUGCGAUACAGUUUCCAGGACAUGGAGUACAUCUAUAUUGUGGUUGAUUUAAUGAACGGUGGCGAUCUUCGAUUCCAUAUAUCCCGAAAAUGCUUCACAGAGGAUGCGGUGCGGUUUUGGAUGGCGGAAUUGGGGUGUGCUCUGAGGUAUAUCCAUUCACAGGGUAUCAUUCAUCGAGAUUUAAAACCAGACAAUGUCCUGUUGGACUCCGAUGGACACGUUCAUUUGGCUGAUUUUAACGUGGCAUCAGAUUACCGACCGGGGAAGCCGCUUACAAGCAAGUCAGGAACACUAGCCUACCUUGCUCCAGAAGUCUACGAAGGAACUGGCUAUACUUUUGAGGUCGAUUGGUGGUCAUUAGGUGUCACUUUUUACGAGUGCAUUUACAAUAAGCGACCCUUUGAAGGACGAAGCCAAGAAACCCUGAGUGAAAAUAUCAAAAAGGCACAGCCGAAAUACUACGUCACCAAUCCUGCAGUAUCGGUAGCUUGUUUGCGGGCUUUGGGAGCAUUGAUGCAAAAAGAUCGGAGUCAAAGAAUCGGCGCUAUUGGUUUUGAAUCCUACACCUCGCACAUGUUCUUUGCCGAAAUCGACUUUGAAGCCCUGGAGCGCAAACAGAUCCCGCCAGUUUUCGUUCCGUCAAGUGAAAAAACCAACUUCGAUGCGACUUAUGAUCUAGAGGAGUUGCUUCUUGAAGAAGCGCCCUUGGAGGCCAGAGCGCGUAGGCAAAAACCGCGCGCUGAACUAAGGGAUGAUGCCACCGCCAAGGAAAUUCGAGAUGAUGAGCUUCAUCGUCUCAUUGAAACAAUGUUCGAACCAUUUGACUACACUCUGACCAGCUACCAAGGCAAUGCCGCGGAAGCGAUUGCUGCUGUAAUAAAUCCCGAGGAGUGCUUUCCAAUGGCCACAACAACCCAAGGGAACACCACCAUCCCAGCGAACCCAACUAUACAGACUGUACAUGCCCGUCAAUUCUCACAGCCUGACCCGUCUCAAAAUACAUCUCCCACCCAAGCCAACGGCUCACACUACCGUGGUCCACCAAGUGAAACCAUGACCACGCUCAGCGAGACCCUCGACCCAAAUGACCCCGCGACUGGUCACCCUCCACCUUCCCCUUCAAACCGCAUGUCACCUUCACCGCCGCCCGCCCCGUCCUUCCACCGACCCCUACCCCAACACAAUCGACACCGCGGUGCCACCCGGCAAAUGAGCAAAAGUGGAGGUGUACAAAUGGUCCUGAACGAAGCUGGCAGCUGGAGUGAGCUGGCCCAUAACUCUAUCCCCAUUGAUGGAAUGGACAAUAGUGACGACAAGGGCAAACAAGCCAAUGGCAUGCUAUCGUUCUUCAGUCGGAAGAAGGGCCGCGAUCGCAGUCCAAAGCCGACUGAGCCAGGUGUUCUUGGCAAAGAAGGAGCCAGACAGAUCAUUAGCUGA